UGUUAUUAUUUUCAAAUUGAUAAAGUAGCAAAUAAAUUGAGAAAAGGGGCCCUAAAUUAAAUAAAAGAGUCGAAAAAUCCCUAUUAAAAAUUCGCAAACAAACCCAAAAAAUGCCUUCGGGCGCUCGCAGGCUGUCGAGAGCGGGUCGUACCAAUUCUCAGGGCGAUUCCGGCACCCUUACCAAAGGAAUCCCCAUUCUCCUGAUUCCCACUAUGGAAGCCCCGGAUUUACCCAAGCACUUUCCGUUUCCCAGCUUGUUUUCGGAUAGCGACCUAUUUUUCGAUUUCAUUAUGGCCCUGUAUGCUUUUACAGGAACCGGCAUACAGUUUAUGCAUUUGUACAGGUCGGUGUGGUGGCUGCCGAACAGUUUUACUCAAAACGCAAUAAAUUUUUACUUGAUAGAUGUGAAUUUAGUUAUCCUAAUUGGGCUCAUAUUUGCACGAAGACUCUACUUUCAAGUGGGUUGCAAAAUGAUAUCGAAAAUGUACUCGAACAAAACCUCAGCGGAUCUCAGCUAUCUGUCCAGAUCGAUUUUAUCGCUAUUUUACGCUAUAGUCAUUGGAAUCCUGGCUACAAUUGUCUUGGGAACCAGAAGCAAAAUGGACAUAAUUUACUUAUUUUAUCCCAUUCUUUUAUAUGUACCAAUCUUUGGAAGUAAAGUUAGACCAUUCUUUGAAGUGUCAUCUUGGUGUUCAAACGGAAUCCAGCCUAUACAUGCUUGCAGCUCAAAUCCCAGUGACAUAAGAAGGGAAUGUGAACUCUUAAAAGUAAACCUACUUGAUAGGUUGAGGCAAAUAUUUUUCACUGCAGCAAUUAAUGCUUAUUAUGGUUGUUUUAUACCUUGUUGCUUUGCCCAACCCGAAUUGGUUUACGAUAAAUGGUGGAACAUUGAACAGGGGACAUUUAUUUUUACUGGGAGCCUUAUUUUUUCAUUUACGCACAUGAUACCUUUGAGAUAUUGCGAUAUUUUACACAAAGCGGUGUUACAUUCUGGUAUGUGGGAAAGAUUCAAUACAGAAAGGAAUAAUGUAGCUAUAGUUAUUCAUGACUGGAGGGAUGAUGUACUUUGGCCUGGUGGUGCAUUAGUAAAAUACAAUAAGGCAAUUUGGAGAGCUAUAGGAGAUUGUAAUUCUAUUGCACCAGGAGACAGGGCACUUACAUGGGGCUAUUUUUUAUUUAUUCUGCCUUCUUAUCCUUUGGCUUUAGUCUGUUUGUUUCAAGCAGUGGUAAUUUUUUAUCAACUAUACAUUUGCAUGUACUCUACUUAUUGGUACAGGAUAAUUUCACUUACUCUUAUGGUGUUUUUUAACUACAGCUCGCUUUAUAAACUUUUGAGAGAUUGUUUGGUUAGCUACAAAAUUUACAAGCAAACUGAAGAAAGCGACGAUGAUAAGUACACUUCUUCAGAUUACCUAAAUGAUGUUACUUCAAAUUAUAAGUCUAAUAUUAGAACUGAAGAAUUCCCGUUUGAGUCAACUGUGUCAGAUGAUGAAGCUGGAGAUAGAUGACCGUGGUUCCAAAAAUCCAGUGACAAUUAUUUUUUGUUUAUUAUGGUGCCAGCAUCUAUAUUCAUUAUUGCUUUAGUGUUUUACAUAUUUGAUUUUUUUUCUAUAGAUUUUCUUGUAUAUAUUGCUGAUAGUUUAAUUAUUCGAUAAUAAUUUUGUGAUGUUUUACUUUGUAGGAACGUGUGAGGACUAAGGACUAGAUUGGACAAUUAAUUGUACAAAAUUUUUUUUGAGUUUUAUUGUAGUUACAAAGUAUAUGGAUAUAUAAAACAUUUUUUGGCAUACAUUACAGAUAGUUAUUUAGACAAAACUUUAAUAAAACAAUGGCACAAUUAUAUCACAUUUUGUAAAAAUCACUUAUUUGAGCCUAAAAUAUAAAGAAUAUAAUAAAAUACUUACAUUAUUCUAUUGGGGGGUUAAUCUUGGAAUAUUAAGAGGACUUUGAUUUUCUAGUUCUGUAUAUUUUUGCAUCAUAUCUUGCAAAGAUUCUUUACUUUCCUCAAAGAAAUCAAUAUCGAAAUUAUUAAUUUUUGUAUAGUGAUGUAUGUGAGCCUAAAAAAACAACAAACAAAACUUUUUAACAGCUACAAUAAAAAUUCUUACCCGUUUCCUAUACAAACUAUUAUAUUGCUUAUAAAGAUGUUCAAACAAACUAUACAUCGCUGUAGUGUUGAAUAAAGAAAAUAAGGCAACAGUUUGCCCAUUAGGUGGUACAUUGCAAAGACCUACUUUAAUAGAUUUUUUAGACCAAGCAGUAAAUUUGGCUUUACUUUGCAAUUUAUCUAUAUAAGUCUGUAAAUCUGUUAUUGUAUAAUCACCUCUACCUAUCAGGGUAGAUGAUAAUAGAAGUGAUUUUGGACUUAAUGGGUCUAUUUGAAUUAGUUGAUUUUGUCUGUUGCAUGAGGCUAGGAACAUUUCUUCUUUAAGUUGCUUGCUAAGAAUUGAAAUUAUUUAUAAAAAAAAAUAAAUCUUCAAACUCUUGAGCUUACCUUUUAUUUUUAGCAAUAAGGCUAGAUUUUACUAAAUGAUUGAAACCAGUGGAAAUAAAAUUCAUUUUGGGAUAUGGCACCAUAUUAGUAUUGAUAUCGUUCAUGUCAAAAUUUAAAGUUCCAGAAAAUCUUGAGCCACUAGUUAAGUGUAGCAACAUAUCAACAAUACUGCUGUUCAUAUCGUCAGUGGCGUUGAACAUAUUAAUUUCAUUAAUGCCAUUUUUAUGUUUUCUUGCCACUAUUUCCAGAAGACAUCGGUUUUCCACUGGAAAUACACAAGUAGCAUUUUCCAAUAUCUGAUGUGUCGCUAAAGCAUUGUUAUAAGGACUUGUUAUUACAUCUUCAGUGCCAGUUGCGUAGACACAAGAAACAAACCUAAAUAAGCGUAAUGUUUUUUUUUUUUAAUUAUUAGCUAGUAUUAAUGAAUAUGUAGGUACCUUUCAAUUUUAGGAUAAAAUUCUGAUAAAAUAUUUAAAACAAAAGUUCCUAGGCCAGAUCCUGUACCUCCUCCAGUUGAAAAUAACAUUAAAAAUCCGUGCAAGCUAUCGCACCUUUCUAUCGAGUGUCUUAGGGAUUUUAAGAUUUUUUCUUGGUAUUGUGGUCCGUGUUCACAAAAACCUAAAAUUGUUGGAUAAUGUAGAGUUUUUGAAACAAGGCUUUAAGCAAUUUGGGGUAGUUUAUCAAUUUUUUUGAGUGCCUUUUUUCAUAGAUUCUGGUUACAAAUCUCAUAAUAAUUUAGUGUACCGGGUUUGGGCGAUUUCAAAG
Ceutorhynchus assimilis (cabbage seed weevil) is the source of this 3259-nucleotide messenger RNA. The record is from the annotation of a GenBank genome assembly. NCBI's taxonomy places the organism in Eukaryota, Metazoa, Arthropoda, Insecta, Coleoptera, Curculionidae.